GGACAUAGGAGUAUAAUAUUUUCAGUUUCCACUUCUCCGAGCUUUCUCGACUUACCGCAACACUCCAACUUCAUCCAUUUUCUCGCUCCUUACUCCUCCAAAUUGUGAAGCUUCGUCUAUGGCUUCUCUUUACUCCAUGGUCAUAACUCCUCCAUUCCAACCUUCCAUUCAUUUAAGAGCUUACUUGUCCCCUUCCUUAUCUCCUUUAUUUUCUCCAUCUUUUAAUUUUAAUUCUCUCAAACUUUCUUACUUCUCCGGUUCAAGAAGAUAUGCUCAUGCUAAGAUCAAGGCUCAAGAAUCUGAAAUCUCUGUAGCUGUAGACUCCUUUACUCAAUUCAAACAUCUGCUUCUACCCAUCACUGAUCGGAAUCCAUACCUUUCAGAGGGAACAAGACAGGCUGCUGCAACUACUGCUGCUUUGGCGAAGAAGUAUGGGGCAGACAUAACAGUUGUAGUUAUUGAUGACAAGCCAAAAGAAUCACAUCCUGAGCAUGAUACACAACUGGCGAGCCUCCGAUGGCAUUUGUCCGAAGGUGGGUUCCAGGAAUUUAGGCUGCUAGAGAAACUCGGGGAAGGAAGUAAACCUACGGCCAUAAUUGGUGAGGUUGCUGAUGAUUUAAGUUUAGAUUUGGUCGUUCUAAGCAUGGAAGCCAUUCAUUCAAAGCACAUUGAUGCAAAUCUCCUGGCAGAGUUUAUUCCAUGUCCCGUGUUACUUUUACCCUUAUAAGAUAGAUUUUGCCGCCCUAUUGCCCUGUAUCUUAGUUUGUACCAUUCUGGUUGUUCUACUGUUUACUACUAGUUUGGGCCUUUCUUUUGGUAUCAUAGUGACCCUAAACAAUUGAGUUGGAGUUCAAUGUUGUACAGUAUCCUGUGCUCUUCUCAACAAUAUUUGUAAGCUAAUUAAUCUGCAUCAGUCAGAUUCUCCCUUUGCUUUGAUAACUCUA
Amaranthus tricolor (Joseph's coat) is the source of this 944-nucleotide messenger RNA. RefSeq lists its product as uncharacterized. The coding region runs from base 119 to 727 and encodes 202 amino acids. The transcript has 5 exons. NCBI's taxonomy places the organism in Eukaryota, Viridiplantae, Streptophyta, Magnoliopsida, Caryophyllales, Amaranthaceae. The record is from RefSeq and is a predicted model, not a curated record.